Dermacentor silvarum is the source of this 1721-nucleotide messenger RNA. RefSeq names its product protein rhomboid. NCBI's taxonomy places the organism in Eukaryota, Metazoa, Arthropoda, Arachnida, Ixodida, Ixodidae. Gene Ontology annotation, molecular function: serine-type endopeptidase activity. Bases 797 to 1711 code for a protein of 304 amino acids. The record is from RefSeq and is a predicted model, not a curated record. Gene Ontology annotation, cellular component: membrane. The transcript has 2 exons.
GUGUUAGGCCGUUCGUUGAUCGUGUCCGUGACCCGCUUAAGCGUGAACGCUGCGUGAAGCGCGCGCAGUCGGUCGGUCGGCGAAUCUGCAAGGUCGACACGGAGCGCGUCGACCUCUCACGAACGCAGUAUAGUAAGCACGAACCUACGGCGAAUUAUUAUAGCCUUUGGUUAAAUGAAGGCGACGGCGGGUCACAAGAUCGGCAUUCGCGAAUGAUAUCCGCGGGAAAUUAGUCGAAUGUUUUCCUGCACGAAGUUAUUGGCGGAAGGAGAUCAUACAUAGAGCGCGUCUAUCUUAAUUCACACCACGUCGACCUUUCACGAACACACUGAGCACGAAACUGCGACGAAUUAUAGCCCUUCGUGAAAAAUGAAGGCGACAGCAGUCACAAAAGUCGGCAUUCGCGAAUGACAUUCGCGAGAAAAUUUAUCUAACGCUUUUCGGCACGAAGUUAUUUUCGAAUGCCUUCUUGAGCGGAAGAGAUCAUACACGAAUUACGAAUUGCGUUUUUUGUUUUGUUUUUAACUUCCCCAAACUGCAGCGCAAUUGUUUAUGAGGGAGGCCGUAUAGUGAGAGCUUGAGGAUUAUUUUGACCGCCUGGGAUUUUUUUAUAAACGCCUGGGGUUCUUUCUUUGAUGUAAACACUUACGCAUAAGGAGGCUUGCGUGUUCUGUAUUUCUCCUCGAACGUAAUGCGGCCGCCGCGACUUGUAAUAGAACGUGCGACCUCGUGCUCAGUGGUCGAACGAAGUAGCUCCUGGGGCCGCAGCGGCGGAUAAAAAAAAAAUGCUUCGGGCAUGAAGGCGAGGGAGGCACUGGUAUAUUGCGUCGAGGAUUACGUCGACAGCAGCGAUGGCACUCCCUGGGCCCUACUGGCGCAAUGCUUUGCCGCCUCUUUAACAUGUCAUGCCAUACGAAGUGAGGUCAGUCGAUUGUGUAUAAGCCGUAAAAAUGAAGCUCUCACUGAGCGAGUACGCACUUUAGCAGCUGAUGCGCGCUUUGUCACAAUCGCGUGGAGAGAGCAUGCAGCGACGGAGAGAUGUUCGCAGCCAACUCGCACUCCUGCAGGAGCGAACGACACCACGUGGAUCGAGAGCCUGACACUGCGGCCUGCUGAGUCGUGGAGUUUGAAAGUGGCCACGUUUAGCUAUCACUGCGCAGUGCCUUCAUGCUCCGAAUUCACGAAGGCUCACCAGCUCUGCCAACUACCCUGCAACAGCUCCCUCAUCUUCAACCCGCGCAAGCGACGCGAGUUGUGGCGGUUCCUGACUUAUUCGCUCGUGCACGACGGUUUCCUGCACCUCGGCAGCAAUGUGCUGCUCCAGAUUGCAUUCGCCUUCCCACUGGAAGUAGUACAUUCGUGGUGGCCAGUUAUGCUUGUCUACGUCGGCGGGCUACUGUGCGGUCCGCUAGCGCAGUCGCUGCUAAACCCCGACGCAUAUAUUGCGGGCUCAUCGAGCGGUGUCUACUCCCUUCAGACGGCACACUUGGCGCACAUCCUGACCAACAUCCGCGACAUGGAACUGGUUGGGCUCAGAAUAUCCAUGUUGCUUCUCGUGUAUUUGAACGACCUGUAUUCGAUUGUACGGGGCCCCCAGAACCACCAUGGACAGGUGUUGAGCUACGCUGGUCAUUAUGGUGGCGCGCUGGCUGGUUUGGUGAUAGGGCUUCCGGUGCUGAACUCUGCGCGACACAGGCGCCCCUGUUUUUGACAUCUAUGUA